Fraxinus pennsylvanica is the source of this 1755-nucleotide messenger RNA. The record is from the annotation of a GenBank genome assembly. NCBI's taxonomy places the organism in Eukaryota, Viridiplantae, Streptophyta, Magnoliopsida, Lamiales, Oleaceae.
AUGCAAAACUAUCGAGACCUUGGGACCCUCUACCUGAGGUCGCCACUUGAGACUCCCUCAUCAAUGAAGAUACCUAGAGGCAUGACUUCGACCUCUGGAAAGGUCAUAAGAGGUCCUUCAGGUGUUCUAAUUCUUGUAGAUCCCUCCAGUUUUGCUGGUGAAUCAACGGUGAUGGAAACUUGCUGUGCAACAUUGAAAUCUACAGCCCACUUGACAACAGGAAGGAAAACUGGUUCUGGGUAUGGAGAAACUGGGUUUUGGGGUGACAAGAUCAGAGGAAGUUUAAAUAACCCUAGUUGGGUUAAUAAUAUUGGGAAAAUUUUGAAUCUUGAGAAGAAGGUGAAGAAAAUUAAAUCUGGGGUUGCUUUUUCUGUACUCACCAGAGAAAAUGAUAAAGAAACUCUGACAGUACCAGCACCAAGAAUCGAGAGACCCAGGGCGAAUCCAAAGAAUGUAGCUGCAAUCAUUCUGGGAGGAGGCGCCGGGACUCAACUCUUCCCACUUACAAGCAGAGCUGCAAUUCCAGCAGUUCCGGUAGGAGGAUGCUAUAAGCUGAUUGACAUCCCAAUGAGCAACUGCAUUAACAGUGGCAUCAACAAGAUCUUUGUGCUGACCCAAUUCAAUUCAGCUUCUCUAAAUCGUCACAUUUCUCGGACGUAUUCUGGAAAUGGUGUCAACUUUGGAGAUGGAUUUGUUGAGGUAUUGGCCGCAACUCAAACUGCAGGAGAAACAGGAAUGCAAUGGUUCCAAGGAACAGCAGAUGCUGUUAGGCGAUUCAUAUGGAUGUUCGAGGAUGCUAAGGCAAAAGAUAUCGAUAACAUAUUGAUACUAUCUGGUGAUCAUCUCUAUAGGAUGGAUUAUAUGGACUUUGUGCAGAACCAUAUUGACCGAAAUGCUGACAUUACUCUUUCAUGUGCACCAGUAGGUGAAAGUCGAGCGUCGGAUUUUGGGCUGGUGAAAAUUGAUAGCCGAGGUCGGAUUACCCAAUUUGCUGAAAAACCCAAAGGCACUGACCUGAAAGCAAUGCAAGUGGACACCACAAUCAUAGGAUUGUCUCCACAGGAUGCUGUACAAUCUCCAUACAUUGCUUCAAUGGGAGUAUACGCGUUUAGGACAGAUGUAUUAUUGAAGCUCCUGAGGUGGAGAUACCCUACAUCGAACGACUUUGGAUCGGAAAUUAUACCUUCUGCUGUGAAGGAGGAAAAUAUGCAAGCGUAUAUAUUCAGAGACUACUGGGAAGACAUUGGAACUAUAAAAUCAUUUUAUGAUGCUAAUCUGGCUCUUGCAGACGAGUUUCCAAAAUUUGAGUUUUAUGAUCCGAAGACGCCUUUCUACACAUCUCCGCGCUUUUUACCACCAACAAAGAUUGACAGAUGCAAGAUUAAAGAUGCAAUAGUUUCACACGGUUGUUUCCUGCGAGAAUGCAUCAUUGAACACUCCAUAGUCGGUGAACGCUCUCGACUAGACAUUGGCGUUGAAUUAAAGGAUUCCUUAAUGAUGGGGGCUGACUAUUACCAAACAGAAUCUGAAAUUGCAUCUCUUCUAGCAGAAGGGAAAGUCCCUAUGGGGAUUGGAGAAAACACGAAAAUCAGGAACUGCAUUAUUGACAAGAACGUGAAAAUAGGAAAAGACGUGAUUAUCAUGAAUAAAGAUGGUGUACAUGAAGCCGAUAGACCAGAUGAAGGAUUCUACAUUCGGUUGGGAAUCACUAUCAUACCAGAGAAGGCUACGAUCAACGAUGGAACAGUCAUAUAA